UCGAUCCGCGACCGAGUUUGCGUCUUUGGGGUCUCUCCUGCUCAACCGAACGCCUCUCCUUCGUUGGUUUCUUCCUCCCCAAAUCGAAACCCUCGUUCGAAUUGCGCGAAUCCCGAAGAAUCCGCUCUUCUUCUCCUUCUUCUCCUUCUUCUCCCUCCAUGAUCGAGCACCAUUGACGAUAGGGCAAAGCUAAGCUAUCGCCAUCGUCGUCGUGUCGAACCCUAAUCGCGAACUCAUGGCGCAAUCGGAGAAGCUUUACCCCGUGAUCGAAGAUUGCGAUGUACGGGCGCCGGAGAAGGAUCCAUCCGAUCCCUUGGAUGCGGCGGAUCCUAGAGCUUCUUCUAUUCCCGAUGACGAAGGGGACGAGGUUCCUAGAAUAACAGAGGAGAAAACCAACAACAUUCCUUUGAUAAAUGAUACAUCAUGUGAUUCAGAGACGGCCGAAGGCCAAGCUUCUAAUUCGAAGUCAGAUACAGCUCAUGAGAUUGUAAAGGGAAAGCCAGGGAAAUACUUCUACUACGACUCCCCACUUUAUGAAGAAACCGGCUUUUGGAUACCUGUCUCUGUCCCACCAAUGACUGAAAGGGAUCAUGAGGAGUGGCAUAGGGGCUUUGGUUCUAAUGGUGGAUACUUUCCUGAUGAGGAAAUCAGAUGGGACCAAUUUUUCGCUGAAGACAAGGAAAUGACAAUGUGGGACGUGGUUUCUGAAAUAAUUCUUACGGCAAGAGGCAAAGUAAGGGCUCUCACUUCUGGUGAUUUCGCAAAUUGUGGGAUAUCGUGGGUUUCCACCCAACUUCUUUCAGAAGCUUGGAAGGAAAUGGCCCAGACACUGUCAGAAGCCAAUUUCGGUAAUGCAAAGGAGAUCCUCGACACAGAGCCAACAAAGUGGUUGCCCGACAGUGUGUCAACUUCUUGCAUGCUUUGUAAUGUCCGCUUUCAUCCCAUAAUGUGCUCUAGGCAUCAUUGCCGGUUUUGUGGUGGGCUAUUUUGCAGCGAGUGUUCAAAAGGCCGGAGCUUGCUGCCUCCAAAAUUUAGAACUAACGAGCCUCAGCGGGUGUGUGAUGUAUGCUGUGUGCGACUAGAGGGGGUGCAGGCUUAUCUUAUGGAUCAGGUUAGUCGUGCAUCGCAACUGCCCACUCAUGAUCUGACUGACCUCAGCACCUUAAGAUCAUGGAUGAACUUCCCUUGGGGACGGACGAUGGAGUACGAGAUAUACAAAGCAGCAAACACAAUUCGUGGUUAUUGUAAGGUGGGCUUGUUGAAACCGGAGAAAUCCAUCCCUGAUUCCAUUCUCAAACAAGCGAAAGGCCUUGCAAUACUUACUGUUGUGAAGGUUGGGAUGAUGGUAACAUACAAAAUCGGGACUGGGCUGGUUGUUGCUCGUAGGGAGGACGGUUCCUGGUCUGCACCCUCUGCCAUUUCUACUUUUGGCCUUGGAUGGGGAGCUCAGGCUGGAGGGGAGUUGACCGACUUCAUAAUUGUGCUGAGGAACAAAGAUGCCAUCAAAACCUUCAGUGGAGAUGCACAUUUGUCGUUUGGGGCUGGUGUUAGUGCUGCUGCUGGUAUUGUUGGACGAACAGCUGAGGCUGAUCUCCGUGCAGGUGACGGUGGUUAUGCCGCAUGCUACACUUACAGUUGCAGCAAAGGUGCAUUUGUAGGUUGUGCUCUUAAUGGAAGCGUAGUUACAACCCGGUCUUCAGAAAAUUCCCGCUUCUAUGGUGCUCCAAUGAAGGCAUUGGACAUUCUUCUCGGCUCUACACCGAAGCCUCCUGCAGCCACUAUUCUCUAUCGCGCCCUAUCAGACCUGUUCGAAAAGCUGGAGAAGUAAUCAUCCUUGAUUUAGAAUUCGUCGCCGUGCGUGUGUCAUAGUCUUCGAACCGGCAUGAUUUGUUUCGGAUCGAGCUGUUUAUCUUUGGCUUGAUUACCGCUUAUAAUUAAGCAAUUGUACGGCUCUAAAGACUGCUAUUAAAAGGUCAUUCAUUGGUGCAUAUACAGGUUUAUGAACAUGAUUCUUCUGGAUCUAGUGUACAUAAAAUAAUGAUAAAACUCUCUGUAAAUAAUAGGGCAAAUAUGUUCUAUUCAGUUAUUCUUAAUUUAGUGGUGCAUUUAUUAUCA
Molecule: messenger RNA, 2115 nt
Organism: Ananas comosus (pineapple)
Lineage: Eukaryota; Viridiplantae; Streptophyta; Magnoliopsida; Poales; Bromeliaceae
Exons: 5
Coding region: 236-1828 (530 amino acids)
Molecular function (GO): phosphatidylinositol binding; metal ion binding
Source: RefSeq, a predicted model, not a curated record